GUAUCAAAGUCUAGCAUCAUUAGCUAGGGUGUUAAAUGGGCCAUAAAGACAGCUGACAAACUGGUGUGAAAGAAAUCCGAUUAUUUGCAGUACCGUGUUUGACACGUCGUUUUUGCAGAGAUUCGGAAGUAGUACGCCGACGAAUAUCUGUAAUUUGUUGUGCAUAUUUAUAACAAACAUUUCUAAUUUGUGGUCUACAAUUUUGGUGCCAAGUUGUACCCUUAGUUUACAGUGGAGGCGUCCAUCAUGUUAAAAUCUCCGGAGGAAGAAACCAAGGAAAGAACAGAAGUAGCGGACGAAAAUGUAGUGUCCCAACUCUUCAGAUUUUUUUCCGCAGUAAAAGAAAGGGUACAAGGACUCCUGCCAGCCGGACCGCAGGCGGAACCACGUCCUUGUCUAGACGCGUUGCUUGGGCCCGUUUGCCGCUUCAAGAUAGCGGAAGUGUUCUACUGGGGGAUCAGUGUAGAGGGUGUGGGUCACCUGUCCCUCCAACUCGACAAUGGCACCUACAUCAGCCACUGGCCCGAACAGAACAAGGGGACCGGAAGUUUGGCAGCUCUGGAGCUGCUCAGCUCAGCUUUGGAGUCGAAGGCCGACCACAUGGCGUCCCUCAGCGGAGAUGUCGAGACCGAGGAGAGACAACCCGAUGAGUCGGUGUCCCUCCCGGACGGUCUGGUUGACGAGGAGGACAUCUCGCGCUGGUGGAAAACGUACUGCAAGACGAGCCGGUACGCUUUGCUGUAUAGUAAUUGCGCCCAGACGGUAAAGUUGGCCUUGGAAGUGGGGGGAAUCGAGGGGCCGCCCUUUAUCGGGGUGGCCGUUACGCCGUUGCAAGUUUUCAGAUGGGUCAAGAGAUGUGUGAGGCGGUACGAGAAGACCAAGAAGAGGCGUUAGUUUCGGUGCUAAAUAUGAAGUUUAAAUUGGAAUUGAAAAUUUAAAUAUUAGGCAAACUCGUAAACAAUACAUAAAGGGUGUUAAUAAAGUCCGAUCCCAUGAA
Folsomia candida is the source of this 997-nucleotide messenger RNA. RefSeq lists its product as uncharacterized. Lineage: Eukaryota; Metazoa; Arthropoda; Collembola; Entomobryomorpha; Isotomidae. The record is from RefSeq and is a predicted model, not a curated record. The transcript is spliced from 3 exons. Bases 247 to 894 code for a protein of 215 amino acids.